AUGGACGAGAUGAGGCCCAACGGCACGUCGCGGCACCUCGGUCAUGGUGGCCACCAUGUCGAACCCCGUGUAGGACCAGUACACGAUGGCCGCAGCGUGGAAGGCGCCAGCAGAGCCGAAGGGGAAGAAGACGGCGCGAGGUUGGCAAGCUCGAAGUGCGUGAACCCCGCGGCCCGCACGAACGCGAUGAUGGCGAUGCCGACCACGAAUGCUAUCGAGUUGAUGAAGCGGAAGGGCCACGAGGGCGGUGGCGAUGGGGACGAGCCCGGCCGUGAAGGGGGAAAGCGGGCUAGGGCAUCCAUAGAUCCGCCUCCGCCCAAGGAGGAGAGGCCUAGGCGGGAGCGCCGGAGGUUUGAGGAUGUCGAUGCGAUUGGGAAGAAUGGUGAUGUGAGUAAGUUGGGUAAGGAAAUCUCAUCUCAUGAGCAGAAGAAGGGGGAGCUAUCAAUUAACGGGGAUUCACAGAAUGGUGAUGCGCGUAAUAUCACCGCCGAGAGCCUGUUCAAGAACCUCACCCAGGAGAAGGCACUGAUGUUUCCCCAGAAUGAUGAAUUGAGUAGUAUAUAUUCUUCCAUGGAGGCCCUUGCAAGAUGGCAGCUUCCGAAUGAACAACCUAACUACUUGGCGUCAACAGCCAAUGAAAGGUGGCGAGAUAGGACCCCACCUCCCGUGGACCCUGAGAAGUUGAAAGCCGUAGAUGACGUGAAAACCAAAGGAAAAGAUGCACUGCAGCCACGAGCUGAUAUGAUUAAAGAACAAAUAGCUCCAUUGAGAAGCUGGGCUGAAGAAAUGUCCCGAAAAUGGCAUUUCGAAGGCAAUAAAGAAGCGAAGGAGAAGUCUGUCAUCAUUAGAGAGCUUUCAAGAGCUCUGGGCUCCAGGACUACCCCUAGUUGA
This is a messenger RNA of Miscanthus lutarioriparius, 891 nucleotides long. The record is from the annotation of a GenBank genome assembly. NCBI's taxonomy places the organism in Eukaryota, Viridiplantae, Streptophyta, Magnoliopsida, Poales, Poaceae.